Durio zibethinus is the source of this 1872-nucleotide messenger RNA. Its product is annotated as zinc finger CCCH domain-containing protein 39-like. Gene Ontology annotation, molecular function: metal ion binding; mRNA binding. NCBI's taxonomy places the organism in Eukaryota, Viridiplantae, Streptophyta, Magnoliopsida, Malvales, Malvaceae. The record is from RefSeq and is a predicted model, not a curated record.
GAUAGCGUGUGAACACUCAAAACUCAGGACAGGCAACCAGCGUUUUUGGAGGGUUAGUCUUUUUGGUUUGAAACUCCCUGUUCUGUUAGGAUUAGGGUUUACAACUUUUUGGUUAGGAUUUUGUCUAAGGCGGCUAGGGUUUUUCAUUGACCUUUCUAUAUAAUUUUAUGUUGCCUUCCUUCUUUUCCUUUGUCAUCAAGUCUCCCUCUAGAUCUAUAGAACUUACCAAAGUUCUUUCAAUUUUCCCACUUCCUUUCUUCAAUUCCCACACUUCAGCUUUAAAAAUUAUCAAAUUUUCUCUUUAAACUCGUUUUUUGGAUCCAAAUUCUCGUCUGGUAUUUUUAUUCUUUGCUGAGCAUUGAACAUUCAUCAUCUCCAUUCUCAAGUUAUUCAAUUUGGAUUUUCUUUUGUUACUGGUUUAAUCAGAUAGCAUUGAUCCAAUACACUUUGGCAGUUGAAAACUCGUUUAGAUUAAUUGAAAGUUAAAGUUUUGGGAUAGAGUUGGAUUCGAUUUUAAACCUUUACUUGUUAUAACUUAGUUAUCCUGAAUCUUUCUCUUCCUUUAUGAGACCGCCGCCAUCAAAUUGUGCUGGCAGUGAUGCCAUUGGUAUUUGGCCUGAAUUUUCCAUGAAUGAUGGUCAAUUUGACCCGCAUUCAGAGUUUGAACAACAACAACAACAACAACCUCCCUUCAAAAGACCUAGACAUUCCGAGGACAGCCAAUCAAAUGUUGUGCAAUGCACGCCUACAAAUUCCAGGGCGCCUAUGCCCUUAAAUCCUUCAGUAAAUAGGGGAACGAGUAAUAUUUUCUUUAAAACUCGUAUGUGUGCGAAAUUUAGAUUGGGCACUUGUAGGAAUGGUGAAGGUUGCAACUUUGCUCAUGGCAUUGAGGAUCUGCGUCAGCCUCCUCCUAAUUGGCAAGAACUUAUUGGUGGACGAGAGGAAGAACGCCCAUCAGGGAAUUGGGAUGAUGAUCAGAAGAUAAUCCAUCGGAUGAAGCUAUGUAAGAAGUUUUAUAAUGGAGAGCAAUGUCCAUAUGGGGACAGAUGUAAUUUUCUUCAUGAAGAUCCAUCAAAGUUCAGGGAUGAUAUGGGGAGGUUAAGGGAGAGCUCAGCUAUAGGCAUAGGCACAACAGCUCUACCUGCAGGGCAUGGAACUGCAUCUGAUCAAUCAGAAGGUAAUAGGCCAGUAAACAGCACUGGUUCAGAUGCUUCUCGAGGAAAUAUGAAGCCUGUGUAUCCUGUGUAUUGGAAAACAAAAUUAUGUACAAAAUGGGAGACAACGGGUCAAUGCCCCUUUGGUGACAAAUGUCAUUUUGCUCAUGGGCAAGCAGAGUUGCACGGGAUAGGUGGACUUGUUGAUGGGGACUUUGGGAAUACAGGUUUUGGUUUGACAAGAAUUGGUUCGAUUUCAACAAAAAUUCCUGCUAAUGAUCCAUCUGCAGUGACAGCAAGUGUCCCUUUAAAUGAAGAAGCCCAGGCUAAGAAAUGUUUGUUCAAAUGGAAAGGACCGAGGAAAAUCAAUAGGAUUUAUGGGGAUUGGAUUGAUGAUAUGCCAUUGUUACAUAAUUUUCCCAGUCAGGUGGAGAGCUGAGUUCAAAUUCAAUUUUAAAUAUCGGAGCUGAAGAUUAAGGAUUAUUCUUUUGAGUUCUGUUCUGGCCUCCAUUGAGUCAUUUAAAGAGCAUGCAACAUUUAGUUAGAAAAUCAUUUUCCUUUUCAAAUUAUUGUAUCUCAGCUAUCAGCUCUGGUUGUUUUGCCUGGUCAAAUAGGGUUUCCCAAAUUGCUUCUCUUCCUUUGUUAUCGGGGUUGAAAAAUCCAAUAAUUGUCUUCAGAUAAUGUGAGUAUCAAAAUUAAAGCAAGAGUUUGAGUGAGA